This is a messenger RNA of Alosa sapidissima (American shad), 4337 nucleotides long. RefSeq names its product integrin alpha-V-like. The record is from RefSeq and is a predicted model, not a curated record. Gene Ontology annotation, biological process: cell-matrix adhesion; cell adhesion mediated by integrin; cell-cell adhesion. The coding region runs from base 98 to 3238 and encodes 1046 amino acids. NCBI's taxonomy places the organism in Eukaryota, Metazoa, Chordata, Actinopteri, Clupeiformes, Clupeidae. Gene Ontology annotation, molecular function: integrin binding. Gene Ontology annotation, cellular component: integrin complex; external side of plasma membrane. The transcript has 31 exons.
GCACCAGACAGUUCAAAAAGUGUGCAAUCGAAGGAGGGUCGGAAAGACGCCAAAGCAUAUGAUUUUGUUGUAUUAUGCUGCGGCUUUCUCUUAUUGAAUGACAAUGGGGAAACGUUUUGUUUGUUUAGAUACUUUGUUGUUUUUAUUGUUUCAGUGUUCACAAAUAAGUGCGUUUAAUUUGGACAUGGUCAAUCCUUUAGAGUACUCUGGCCCAGUUGACAGCUACUUUGGCUAUUCCGUGGAUUUCUUCUCACCGGAUAACCAGUUGAACCUCCUUAUUGGAGCCCCCAAAUCUAACUCGUCUUCAUCAGCUACAGUGGUGGAGCGUGGAGCCGUGUACAGCUGCCCUUGGCAAGAUGUAAGAAAGUGCCAACAGAUUGUAUUUGACAACACAGGUGAUCGCAGCACUGCUUCGGGGAAAGAGUUCAAGUCCCAUCAGUGGUUCGGUGCCACUGUACGUUCGGAUGGAGAACACAUACUGGCCUGUGCACCUCUCUAUCAGUGGUCCACCCCCAAGUUCUCGGACCGCGAACCUGUAGGAACCUGUUAUCUCAAGAAAGGGUUAAAGAUUGUGGAAUACUCGCCUUGUCGGACCAAUUCUCUUUCUCCUGUUGGUCAAGGAUUCUGUCAGGCUGGCUUCAGUGCAGACUUUGUGAAAAAUGAUAAGAGCAGAUUGGUGAUUGGAGGACCAGGUAGCUUCUACUGGCAAGGGCAGCUGAUCUCUGAUGACAUUGCAGAAGUCCUUAGCAGGGUCACCAACCAGUUUAUCACACCAUAUGGGAAUCAGCUCUCCACAGCAUCGUCUAGUCCAAACUAUGAUGACAGUUAUCUUGGAUAUUCUCUUGCAGUUGGUGAUUUCGAUAAUGAUGGACACGAUGACUACCUCACGGGGGUUCCCAGAGGAGAAAAAGUUGUUGGCUAUGUCACCAUAUUUAACGGGAAAACUAUGGAGUCCGAGGCAAACUUCACUGGAACACAGAUGGCAGCCUAUUUUGGCCAUGCUGUGGCAGCGGCUGAUGUUAAUAAUGAUGGACACUUGGACGUCUUUGCAGGUGCUCCUCUCUUUAUGAGCCGCGGCUCUGAUGGUAAAUUCAGAGAGCUUGGACAGGUGUCUGUAUAUCUGGGCCUCGCCGGGUUUUCUUUCCGGGAUCCAGUCCUCCUAACUGGCACUCAAGUGUAUGGCCGCUUUGGCAGCGCCAUUGCCUCACUUGGUGAUCUUGAUCAGGAUGGCUACAAUGACAUAGCCAUCUCUGUGCCAUACGGCGGUACUGAAGGGAAGGGGUUGGUGUAUGUGUAUAACGGACGAGACAGUGGCAUCGGUCGAGUGGCCUCUCAAGUUCUGCACGGCCAGUGGGCUUCCACAUCCUCCUUGUCGCCAAGUUUCGGCUACUCACUGAAAGGAGCAACUGACAUUGACAAAAAUGGCUACCCAGAUUUGAUAGUAGGAGCCUUUGGAGCUGAUAAAGCCAUUUUAUACAGAGCUCGCCCUGUCGUUAUCACAAACAUAACUUUGGACAUCAUUCCUCAAACCCUAAACUUAGAGGACAAGAAAUGCAAAAUUCCUGGUACAACUACAUCUACCACCUGUUUCAAGGUCAAGUACUGUCUUCAGGCUAAUGGCAAGGGUAUAAAGCUGCCUUCUUCAUUCAAGGUGCAGGUUGAUCUGCAGCUUGAUCGGCUCAAACACAGCGGGGGAAAGAGAGCCAUGUUUGUCCUCAACAAAGCCUCGCAACGAAUAGUCAACAUUACUGUGCCCAACACCAACCAGCCUACCUGUCAGGAACUGGAUGCCUUUGUCAUUGAUGAUUCAGAGUUCCGGGAUAAAAUCACGCCCAUCUCAGUCUUCCUGGAUUACCAGCUGGAUUACGGCACGGCGGCAGACUUGACAGGUCUUCAGCCUGUUCUUAACCAGCUCAGCCCAGGGAAUGCAUCCAGACAGGCUCAUUUUCUACUGGACUGUGGACCUGAUAACAUUUGUAAACCAGACCUACAGCUCAUUGUGAAAAGUGACCAGGAGCAGAUGUAUAUAGGUGAUGAGAGCCCUCUUACUCUUGAUGUCACAGCACAGAACAAUGGGGAGGGAGCGUAUGAAACAGAGCUUUAUGUCUACAUGCCCCCGCAUGCAGACUUUAUUGGCGCAGACAAAAAGGAGGGCCAGCCUCGUCUGUCGUGUGCCUACAGACGUGAGAACCAGACCAGGGAGGUAGUGUGUGACCUCGGCAACCCCAUGAAAGCAGGAACUUCUCUGUCAACUAGCCUGAGAUUUAGUGUCCACCAGCUGUCUGAUGAGGACACUGAAGUAAAGUUUGACCUGCAGAUCCACAGCUCCAAUAAGUUCAAUGGCAACAGUGCCUUGGUUUCCAGUAUCACCAAGCUGGCUGUGUUGGCUAGGAUGGAGAUGCACAGUGCAUCGGCACCCAAUCAAAUCCUUCUUCCCAUUGCAAACUGGGAGCCUAAAGACCCACCAGUAACAGAAGAUGACAUUGGUCCAGGGGUACAACUCAUAUAUGAGCUGCGGAACAAUGGCCCAAGUGUGAUCAGUAAGGCUACGAUGGAUGUCCUUUGGCCCUCUACAUUUAACAAUGACAGCUUGCUCUACAUCACAACGUACGAACACGAAGGGCCCAUACAGUGCCGCACAGACACCCCAGUCAACUCUCUGAACCUCACAAGUCCUGUUGUGCAGACUAACUACACAGACCUAGAGAGUGGAGACAGCAGGGUAGAGACACGGACGCGGACUCGCCGUGAUGUCGGAGACAAAUCAGAUCUGACCAAAGCAGAAGCCGACCGGGUGACUUUGGAUUGUAACAGAGCAACGUGUUCACUAAUAAAAUGUGAAGUGGGUCGUCUGGAGAGAGGGAAGAGUGUCAUUGUGUUCAUUAAAUCACGACUCGCUGUGACCACCUUCCUCAAGACAGAAAAUCAAAAUCGGUCGUACACUAUUAUUUCUUCUGCCUCCUUCAAUGUCACAGAGAUGCCAUAUAAAAAUCUGGUGGCUAAGCUACCACACAACUCAACCACUAUAAGCACUCUUGUGGAUUCAGCGACAACUGGUACGCAACUGCCUGUACCCACAUGGAUAAUCGCAGUGGCUGUCCUGGCAGGACUUCUCCUCCUGGUUCUUCUCAUCUUAAUCAUGUACAAGUGUGGAUUCUUCAAACGAAGUCGCCCCCCGCAGGAGGACAAUGAGAAAGAGCAGCUCCAACCAGAGGCAGAGGCCAGUCCCGAGGCCUGAGUAGUGUGUGUGGCAUAGCAGCAGUGUUUGUGUUUUUGUCUUGAAGUAACACCUGGUGACCAGUAGGGUGACUUACGAGCACAGCUUAUACUACUGUUACUGUAACAUCUGGUACUUCAAAUUUAAAGUUGCUGUUGAAAUGUAAAUAUAAGCGUCAUUUGUUUUUAAAACUCCUACGACUGAGGAGUUACCAUUUCAGCCUCUGAUACUGAAGAAAAUCAACUUGAUACUCUGUAAAAUCUUUUCCAAAUGAAUGGUUAUGCGUUUAUGCAUUUCUCACCAUCAUUACAUCAGGUUUAAAAAUGUAAGUUCAUAAUAGAUUGUAUUUUUUGAUAAAGAAAUGUCCUUUUGUUUCACAUUUGAAGCACAUUGGAAGCCAAAGUUGGAACAUUAUUGUAUUGCAAGUACAAGCUUAAGCACUAGUUUUAAGCAGCUUAAGCACUAGUUUUAAGCAGCUUAAGCACUAGUUUUAAGCAGCUUAAGCACUAGUUUUAAGCAGCUUAAGCACUAGUUUUAAGCAGCUUAAGCACUAGUUUUAAUGGAGUUUCGCAGAGUUUCCCAUGCCAUUAUCAUGGAAUCAUACAGCACAUACACGUAGGGCUUAAAGCAGUGAACCACUAUUUCUGUGCCUGACGUAAUCAUAACCAUCAAAGCCGUAAUAUAUACAUUUUCAAAUCCUAAAUGGUCUGGCCUAUGCAUGAAUUCAGACACAGUGCCUGAGAAUGUAAAGACCUACAUACAUACAGCACCUUGUAACUUUAUUUUUUCACUAUAGGGCAUGUCAUUCUUUCCACUGUAGAUUAGCAUUAUUUCUGCUUUCCAGAUGUGUUAUUUGUUUUUUGUUGUGUGUGAACCCAUUUUUUCAUGGGGAGCAUUUUCAGAUGUGCACCUUACUAUUUAGGCCUAUCCAAACAGUUCAGAUGAAGCUUCUUAACAUUCCCAUGUUUUGCUUUCCAAAACAAUUCAGCUAUUUACACGUCAUAGAUUGAGGCUGUCAUAUAUGUCUGGAAUCAGCAAGUGCAUACUACUGAAACUGAAACACUGUAACACAAACUGUGCAAUAUUAUUUAUGCAUUUAUAACCACUGUAGAAAAUAGAA